AUGGAGGUCAUGGGAAAGUUCAUGCAGGGUGGUGGGAUGGGAGCAUAUGGAGGAGGUGGGCCUGGAGUUAUGAACAAUGGAGCGAUGGGAGGAGGGAUGGGGGCGCAGAUGGCAGGUGGAACGGGCUGGCCGUUUCGAGACGCAAGGGAGUGGACCAUUAGGGAUUAUGAUAGGUUGGGCGAUGUGAUGAAGGAGUAUUAUGACAGAGAACGGGGACGGGGGAAAUGGGCGCCUGGCGAGGGUGGUGGGGUUGGAGCGAUGGGUAUGGGACCGAUGUAUCCUGGUAUGAUGCCCGGGAUGGGCAUGAAUCCACAAAUGAUGGGAAUGGGAAUGCCAGGUAUGAUGCCCAUGAUGCCGAAUAUGCCACCGAAUGGAGAUGGUUCUAGAGGCAGUGGUCACUAUCAACAUCAACACCCAUCAAUGGAAGAAUUCCAACGCCUUCAACAAGACCUCGAGGAGAAAUUCCGGGAGUACAACAGACAUAUGGGCGUCCUCUUCGGCACAGAGCAGGACCGUCAGAAAGAUCAGUAUCGCGCCACGAUGCUCAAGACCCUACAAGAGAUCAUGCCCCAGCUCGCCCUAAUGAUGGCGCAGCAGAGUAUGAGGGGUGGCGUCAAUCCUAUGAUGGGCAUGGGAAUGCCUCCACAGAUGGGUGCGAUGCCUCCACAACAGAUGCCUCAGAACCCUAUGGCAUACGCCCCUCCCAAUCCUGCCAUGAUGGGGAACAUGCAACAAGGACCCCCGCCGACGAUGCAGAGUCCGUAUGUUCAGAACCAGGGAGGAUAUUAUAACGAGCCUGUCCCGCCUCGGAGGCCUUAUAGGAGGAAGAGGUGGCAGGAUCGAUACGAUGACGGCGAUGCGUUCUGUUCUGAUACUGAGCAGAGACGCACGCCGUGGGAUUCUCACCCUCAUCAUGGUCCCGGGCCUGGAAGGUUUGGAAGGAGAGGUGGACCAGACGAGGAUAUGUUGGAUGGUGGAGCUAUGCCUUCGCGUCCUAGACCUGGUGGUCCCUUCGAUGGUCCGCGAGGAGCAGGGGAUGUGUUCCCACGUACGACGCCCAGUCGCUUCGCUUCUCAUGCCCCUCCCAAUACGAUGAGUAUGGCAGAUACCAUGCCACAGACCAUGUCCGGCGCCAUGCACUCUCCACUCCUCAGCCGCAGACCUCUCGAUACACAACCCCCUUAUCCCGAUCCCCUUCCACGACCCGGUUUAGGUCGCUCCAAUACCGCUUUCCGACACCAUCGAUUCGACGACGUUGGGGGUCCAAGUGCAGCUAACGUUAAGAUCAAUGUCGACCCUCAGAUGGAUGCUGGUGCCGAGUAUGGUGGCGGGAUGCUUGGCGAAAUGGGCGGAGCGGGCGGCUUUGGUAGGUCUUCGAUGGGUGACGGCCUAGGUCCAGGAGCGAGUUCGAUGAGGACUGCGACGGGAGGUAUGAGUGGUGGGUAUGUGCCGGAGACGAGUAAGCUGAGUCAAGGGAGGGAUGUGGAGGAUAGGAGAGAUGAGGCGGAUGCGGGACAGGGGAUUGUGGAUCAUACGGGACGGUAG
Messenger RNA from Fulvia fulva, 1545 nucleotides. RefSeq lists its product as uncharacterized. The record is from RefSeq and is a predicted model, not a curated record. The transcript is spliced from 2 exons. Bases 1 to 1545 code for a protein of 514 amino acids. Lineage: Eukaryota; Fungi; Ascomycota; Dothideomycetes; Mycosphaerellales; Mycosphaerellaceae.